CUCCUAGUCCAUUCCAUAGUACUGUGGCAGAGGUGAUACAUCCAUGUAAUCCAAAUGCCUGUCCCAACAACUAUGUGUGUGAAGUAAAUCGAAAGGGUUGCCAGGCUGGACAAGAUUGUCUUCCCUAUUUGUGUGUCCCAGGAUGCAAGCUGGGGGAAGCUUCAGAUUUCCUGGUGCGGCAAGGCACUGUCAUUCAACUACCUGUCACUAGCGGAGAAAUGGGUUGUUACAGAGUGUGCACGUGUGGCCCAAGUGGACGUCUGGAAAACUGUUUGGAGAUGCCGUGUAUUGAUGUGCAAAAGACUUGCAUAGUUGGAGGCCAGAGGAAAAGCCAUGGGACAUCUUUUAAAGUGGACUGCAACACAUGCUCAUGUUUUGCAGGGGCACUGAUCUGUUCAAACCGUCAGUGUUUGACUGAAUACAGUUCUCUAAUGGAUCGGACAAUGUUCACAGGUCUGCCCUGUAAUUGCGCUGACCAGUUUGUACCCGUUUGUGCCCACAAUGGACGUACUUACCCAAGUGCCUGUAUCGCACGAUGUGUUGGACUGCAGGAUAGUCAGUUUGAAUUUGGAUCCUGUGCAUCCAAAGACCCAUGCAUCUCUCAUCGAUGUUCAAAAAGUCAAAGGUGUAUUCCAAAGCCAAAAGUUUGUCUGACCAGCAUUGACCUGUUUGAAUGUGACCAGUACGAGUGUAUCUCAAAAUCAGUGAACUGUGAACUGCUUCCUGUUGAACCGGUUUGUGAUACAGAAAAUACAGAGCACUCCAAUCGAUGUGCCUUGUACCAAAGAUCCAAAUCUUUGUCCUAUAUGGGCCCAUGCCAGGAUAUGUGCGGAAAGCAACCAGUUUGUGGCCACAACGGUGAGACCUAUGAUAACGUGUGUGCUGCCUACUCGGAUCGUGUGGCAGUGGACUAUAUCGGACCUUGCCAAGCUGUGGGCAUUCGUCCCGAAUAUAAUUCUCACCCCGAGUGCUCAAAUGUUAUCUGUUCACCACUGCCGAGCAAUGGAUGCAAGCCCGUCACUCCACCUGGUGCCUGCUGUCCAUUAUGUGCUGGAAUGCUGCGGGUGUUAUGGAGCAAGGACCAAUUGGACAGCCUUGCCAAGUUAAAUGGGGGAAGACCGGUUUCUGUACACGACAUCCUUUACACGUUACGAAUCCAUGUAUCGGUGCCUCAGUGUGAUGUCUUUGGAUACCUAAGUAUAGAAUCAGACCUUGUCAUCCUCAUCAUUCCAGUUGACCAGGGUCCCACAACGCUACAGAUUGAAGCUUGCAAUAAAGAGGCUGAAAAGAUAGACUCUCUGAUCCAAUCUGCCAGUCCGGCUCUGAUGGCCCAUGUUCCUCUGUCAGCGCUCACUACCUCACAGGUGCAAGUUUCUUCGACACACUCGUCUGACUCUGCAGUGACAAUCCUCUCCUCAGCUGCACUUUUACUAAACCUGAUUGUUGCUUUGUCAGGGUUGUUAUAAUUCCAGUUACUUUUCUACCCGAGCAAGGCUACAUUUACUUUGCCUUUGAACUACAACUAAAAGGUAUACUUAAUGACUGAGCUACAAAUCUCAACAUAGAAACAAAAGAGGUAUAAAAAAAAGAAAGCCAAUGAGAAACACAAAGCUUAAACUUCAGUACUUUUUAAGUAGUAGUCCAAAAUAUAUCUUUAUACAAACCUUUUAAUGAAGGGUGUGUCUAUUGUAUUUAAAAUGAAAGCUGUUCAAGAUAGCUAAUAAUUUUAAUGUGUUUAUUUUUGUGAGAAGUUUGAAAGAAUUUGCAUCGUAAUGUACAGCAAUUUACAAGUGCAGAGUGCAGCAGGAAACUGGGCCGAAAGUAAGAAAUGACUGAGCUCACUACCUUUACUAAUUUAUCAAUUCUACCAGCAGAUCUGUCAAGCACAUUGAAACUUUAAUGGAAGUACACGCAAUGGCUACUUGAUUAGGUACAGGAGUGGAACCUGGUGUGGGCUGCUGCUGCUGUAGCCCAUUCACUUCAAAGUUCAAUGUGUUGUGUUCAGAGAUGCUGUUCACUGUUGUAAUAGAUGUCGUUAUUUCAGUUUCUGUUGCCUUCCUGUCAGCCUGAACCAGUCUGGCCAUUCUCCUCUGAAGUUUCUCAUUGACAAGGCAUUUUUGGCCACAGAAAUGCCGCUCACUGGAUGUUUUUUUUGUUUUUUGCACCACUGUCUGUAAACUCUAGACACUUGUGUGUGAAAAUCCCAGGAGAUCAACAGUUUCUGAGAUACUCAAACCACCCCAUCUGGCACCAAUAAUCAUUCCACGGUCAAAGUCACUUAGCUCACAUUUCUUCCCCAUUCUGAUGUUCGGUCUGAACAACAAUUGAACCUCUUGACCAUGGCUGCAUUGAGUUGCUGCCACAUGAUUGGCUGAUUAGAUAUUUGCAGUAACGAGCAGGUGUACUGAUGUAACUAAUAAGGUGGCCACUGUGUGUAGUUUAUACUUGCCGACCCACAGUUACAUAGAAUCUACAGCAUUGAAACUGACCACAUGGGUUAACUGGUCUGCGUCAAUUGUUUAAACUUCACAUGAACUUCCUGCUAGCCUGCCGGCUGACUGUCUGUUCUUUACAUCUGUUACUGGUUUCUACUUCAGAGUUCCCUAUUCUCAACACUUUGUUAAAGGUCACAUAAAUUGAAAAAACAUUUUUUUAAAUAUUUAAUUUUGUUCCACCAAGUAAAAAAUAUAUUUUUCCAUCUUUUAUUUUGACCAUUACCAGAAUUUCUUUCAAAACAAAUAUAUUAAUUCUCCUGGAAUAAGCCAUAUUACUAAUCAGUUAAUUUACAAGGAUACCACAUGCACUAUGGUAACCUCUUCCAAUGCAGUACAAUCCUAUGUAUGAUCUGUACAGAACUCCACUUAUAAACUACCUUCUUUAUUUGACUUCAACCUAUUUAUUUUACUUUUUUUGUUUUGAAUUUGUAUUUAAAUCAUCAAAACUUCUGCACAAUAUUAAUUCCAUUUCACUGGCUACUUUCCACUUUCUUUCAAUCGAUUGCAUUCAGCAUUCACUGCCUUUGCUAUGUGUUUUCCUUGAAAAUUGUUUUUUAUUGUUAAUUUUAAUAUCCUUCUCUUGGCCUUAUCGUAUUGAUCCUUGUGCUGUAAUUGCUUCAGCUGAUGUUCCUCCUAUAUCUUGUUUAAUCAUCAUAAAACUCUCAAAAAUGUGCAGUCCUCUUAUUCAGAAAUUCCAAUGGUUCGGCAUCAGGCUCUCCUGGUUGUUCCCAUGUGUGUAUCUCGUACUUCCUUUAAAUCUCCAAGAACACUGGAAAAGUUCUUAUACUUUAAAGAAAAUGAAUUUGAGUAUAUUGUGAAACUUUUCUAAUAGGGAAUUAACCUUUCCUCAAGAAGUAGAACUAAGUUAAUUGUGAUAUCUGGUCAUCCAAAAAAUCUCCAAAGUUCAAAGUAAAUUUAUUUGAGUGUCAGAUUGUUGGAGUUUUUCUUAAAUCUUCAUAUUUCUAUUUUGUUUUAAACUGUCAAUUUUGCUGUGCCAUUAGGUCACCACCACUAUUUGUUCGACUGUCUCUUUGGUCUACUGUCUCUUUUAAAAGACAUUACUUUUCAGUUUCAAAAUACACAUCCAUUUUCCUUUUCUAUUUAUUAUUAAAAACUCGAAGUUCCCAGUGGAUUUCAUAAAUGCUGCACAUAGUCUUCAAACACACAAACUGCUCAAGAAAUGGAGGGAAAAUGAACAGUUGAAAUUUCAGGCUGAGACCCUUCAUCAGGACUGAAGAAGGAUCUCGGCCCAAAAGGUCAACCGUUCAUUUCCCUCCAUAAAUGCUACCCCACCUGAGUUCCGCCAGCCUUUUGUGUGCUGCUCAAGAUUUCUAGCAUCUGCAGAAUCUCUUCUAUCUGUGUAGUUAUAAAGAUUUCUUUUAAAUCUUUGAAGUAAACGAUGAUAAUGAUGAUUGAAUGAAUAAUUCUAAGAGUGCUUCUACAAUCUGUAGGCAAAUCUGGCUUUCCGCAUGUAGAAUAAGGAGUUAUAGUAAUCUGAAAUAUGCUGCUGAAAAGCAGAUGGAUUAAUAUUUAAUUGGAAAACGGAUAAACAUUUAAAGAAAAAUAUUUGUUGGAUUGUAAGGAAAGUGCAGAGGGAUGAGUUUAAAUACAUUAAUAAUUUGGAGCAGAUUCAGGUUAUGCAAAUCAUAAACACAAGUGAUUCUGCAGAUGCUCAGCAGGUCAGGCAGCAUCUAUGGAGGGGAAUAAAUAGUUAACGUUUUGAGCCGAGACACUUCAUCAGGAUCUGAAACAGUGACUGUUUAUUCCUCCCCCUUAGAUGCUGCCUGACCUGCUGAGUUCCUCCAACAUUUUGUGUGUUACUCUGGGUGUGCAUUACUUUUUAUUGCCAGGGUAGAAAGGAUAAAUGUCACUUUUGACUCACGAGAAGGUUAAUGGCUUGGGUGGAAGUUUAUUUAGGGUCAAUGGAGAGUAGAAACCAAUUAAAGCAGAAUUCUUUGGAACCAAAUUACUAACUUUUGGCAGAUAAACCAUCAAUGGAAUUUAAGAAAUCAAUCUGACUACUCUUUGUUUCAGUAGUUAAUUCUUCACUGACGUAAGUUCAGUGUUUUUAACACCACCUGUCGUCACUCAACCACAACUCGGUAAUUUUGUGCUCUUUAACUUUAUGUAGUUUUUCCUAGAAAUAUUUAUAUGUUUAUUAUCAUUGUACUAAAAAGUUUACAUCCUAAUCAGUAUUACAGGCAAAGUUAUGUUUGAAGGAAAUGGUAGCACUUUCAUUGUAAAGAGCAUGAACAAGUUUAUUAUUAAUGUCUUUAUAUGUAGAUCCUCAUAGUCAUCGCCAUUUGAUCCCUGAAAUAGCAAAACUGAUAUGGAAUAGAACAUUACCGAUGAGUUCAGAUCUUUAACUGGUGCCAUUUUUACCUUGCAUUUUUUUUUGGACAAAAUCCUUACAAUGUGGUUUGAUUUUUAAGAGCCGUUACUUCCUUGACUCAAUAUGCCCCAGGUCAUUGUGAGCAGAGUAAGCCGUAAGGGUUUGUGUGAUGUGCUGUGAUAAAUGAAGUGAAAUGCAAUCCAAAUAACCAUCUCACUUGCUUCCUCGUUAGGACAUGAGUCCAGGAUCCAGGCACAUUGAUGUAGUUGCAGCACUAAAAGAAUGUUAGUGUUGUCUUGCAAAAAAGGACUGAAAAUUUGAACAGUUUUGAUGAAGUUAAUGUAAGAAAUAAAUUGGCACUAUUCCAAAGGACAUAGUAGCAGAAUUAGGCCAUUUGGCCCAUCGAGUCUGCUUCACCAUUCUAUCAUGGCUGAUUUAUUAUUCAUCUCAACUCCAUUCUCCUGCCUUCUCCCUAUAACCUUAUUAGUAAUCAGUAAGUAGUAAUUGAGAACCUAUGAACCUCUGUUUUAAAGAUACUCAAUGAUUUGGCCUCCACAGCUGUCUGUGACAAUGAAUUCCACAGAUUCAUUAUCCUCUAGCUAAAGAAAUUCCUCCUCAUCUCAGUCCUAAAUGGACAUUCUCGGGCUGUGACCUCGGAUCCUAGACUCACCCACUAUAGGAAACAUUGUCUCCACAUCCACUCUAUCUAGCCCUUUCAGUAUUGGGCAGGUUUCAUUCUUCUAAACUCCAGUGAGUACAGCAUCAAAUACUUACUAAAAGCAGACUAAUUUAGUUCCUCAUGAUUCCGAUCAACUUUUUUCCCCUCAACCAAUUCUGACAAAAAAAAAUCUGGCUAUUUACAUCAUUACUGUUCGCUAAACAAAGGGCAACUUACCACAUCAUUCACCAGUAUAACAGUAGUUGUCAUCAUUACCAGUGCCAUGUUGUAUGACAUGGGCAAUCAUAGUCUUCCAUCUGUCUUUAAUUUUAGAGGUUCUAAUAAGUUCUUCAAGAGUUUUUGCCCAUCCAUCCCUUGAUGUAACUCACAACUUUUUCUUCCAUUAAUAACAGUAUUAACGUUUGUAAAAUAUUUUCACUACCUGGAGAGUGCUUUGAAUUGACUUACACAGGUAUAAAUUGCUACAUUAAUGCAAGUUCUUUCCUGGAUGUUCUCUUUCCAGAGAAGCGUUCUAAAUUACAGACAGGAAUUGUAAGCAAUGCUCCAAUCCCUAGCCAUAAUCCUCAGAAUCAACAAUAACAAUAUGUUUAAACACAAAGUACAAUUGCAUCACAGCUUUGAAUUGCGUGACAAUGUUAAUACCUUUCUGUUUACUACAGAUAACUAUGCUUAGGCUGCUUUUUAAUUAUUUGCAACAUGAUGAAAUAAUUUAAUUUUUAUUUGAAACAGAUAGAAAAUAUAAUUACCAUUUCCCUAGUGUGUAGUCACAGCAGUGGACUUGAAAGCACUACAGUAAAGUUGCGAAAACACUACUAUCUAAUGUAGUUGUUAAGAAUUAAGGUUAGGAAUAUCAAACCCAUCUAACUAUCUUCAAAUCUGAUGACAUUUCCUCUGAAUUGUAUUGAUAGGGGCAGUGUUAAUUGUAUUCCAGAUCUCUCUGUGCAUUUAAAGCAGAGGUUCCCAAACUUUUUUUUAAGUCAAGGACCCCUAGGGGUCUGUGGACCACACUGCAGGCUGGGAAUCCUUGAUUUAAAGGUUGUUCUGAGGACCAGAAAGUUUCACGCGCUCUACAGACUCUGCAGGUUUCACAAAAGACAGAAAUCUGAGUACGUUCAGGCAAUAUAACCAAACCUUUCCCAAAUCCUACAUCUAACAGCUUGAGCACCUCAUGUAAAAUAAUCAGAAGCCAAUUCCAUUCAACACCCGUGAUUGGUUUUGAUAAUCUAUGCAAUGUGCAGCUAUCGUACUUUGAACCUGCACAUAACUCCCGAAUACGACCAAAAUAAUACUUUGGAAAUUUAAUAUUAAUCCUUCCCAUUGUAGAGUCUCAAAAUAUCCUAAAUCAGGUAAGACUCUUAUAAUAUUGGUAUUGAAACCCUGAUGGUUCAAGCAUUAUCCCAGUAAUGUCUGUCAUUAUUUAGAAUCACCAGGUGCACUCACUGAGGCCCCCGCUCCCUUCUCUCUCACUGGGACCCCAGAUUCCACUCUCCUUUCCCAAUCACAGAGACCCUGGUUCCCAUUAACCCUUCAAUGUACCAGAGUUACCUUUAUUACACUGCUGCUCUAGUUCUCACGUUCCCUUGCCCUCACUGGAGUCAUGAUAUCCACACUCACAGAGGCCACCGUUCCCAAGCUGUCUUCAGUCCUGGUUACCACUCAACUGGUUGUGCUUCCCUUGCUCCCCUCCAACUUAACUGGUCCAUUAGAAAAUGUAUCCUUCUCUGUAAUGUCUUAAAAAUGGUUAAAACGAUUUCCACAAGUCCAGAAAAUCUACCAGUCUGGUGCCACCAAGGUCCCCACAUGCCAGAUUAUUGGAGUUAGAAUGUAAUAACUACUCUGGUUUACCGUGAUUAAAAGUGAACGCCUAUGAAAUGUCAAUAGGCACUAUAUCAAUAUUUUCACCCAAAUAUCCCUUAAUGAAAACAAAUCACUUAAAUUAUUUAAUUAAAAAUCAACAUUAACAGAUCACUUGUGUGUUCUGAUGAAGGGUUGUGGCCCAAAAUGUCAUCUGUUUAUUCCCCUCCAUAGAUGCCCCCCUGAUCUAUUGAAUUCCUCUUGCAUUGUGUGUGUUUUGCUCUGGAUUUCCAGCAUCUGUAGAAUCUUGUGUUUAUCAAUUUACUGAUUUAUCUGCAUAGCAAUAAGUUAUGAAACUUCAAAAUGCAAAUUCAGGUUUACUCUGGUGCUCUUCUUUUUCUAAAGAGUUCACAAAAUUUGGAGGAAAUCAUACACAGCUUUUAAACUUCUUACGUAAAACUACACCUCACAUGGCUCCAUUGAUUUCUCCUGAUGUGAGACAGCUGAAGUAAUCUUUGUGCAAAUUGCAAUGCAUUUGUAGCAAAUCAAUUCAACUGUCAGCCACACAGAACCAAAUCAUUCUUUCUAAACUUGAGCCAUCUAUUCCUGACAACAUCCUCUUUUGUGCACUGUCCCGUACACUUUCAUUGAGAGCAUUCAGAUUUUCUGUUUUCAUACUAAGUUUCACUACUAGACCAUAAGACUUUAAGACAUAGGAGCAGAAUUGGGCCAUUUGUCCCGACAAGUCUGCUCUGCCAUUCUAUCAUGGCUGAUUUAUAUAUGACAUUAAUUCAACCCAUCUAAGGAUUUUGUGCUAAAUCAAGUUUUAUUUUAAAUAAGAGUUAGGUGCUUUUUCUUAAGAAAAAAGAUUUGUUCAUGCUUCUUUAAGUGAUACCAAAAAAGAAAAUAAAUUAAACCAUAAAAUUUGAUUAGAAUGGAAUACAUUUUCUGCAAAUAUUUGAAAUGAAAUGUAUUGAAGUUUAAGAAGACUUGUAAUGAAGGAGAGUUUUGCACAGUAAUUCACCAGUGUUGCCUUUUUAAGUUUUAAUUGAUAUUUGUACAUUGCAGAAAAUGUAUUUUAAAUGGUUGAUUUUUCUAUUUUCAGUUAAAGGGGAAGGAAUGCAGGGAGGGUGGGAGAUAUUAAAUAUAUAUAUAGAAAAUUUUGAAUAUGUAACCUUCCUUCCCCUUUAAGAAUUACAAUUUUUACUCAAGUAGUGAGUUUUGAAAGUGUGAGAAUAUUUUUUCUGUAUUUUAAGGCCAUUAUAUAUCUAUAACAGCACACAAAUGUGGGAUCUAUCAAUUUUCCAAAUUCUUGCUUCAUUUUAAAUGAAUUUUCCCAAAUCUAUCAGAAAGUAUCCCUCUCUUUGAGUAACAGAAUUGCUCUCUACUUUUGCUCAGAGCCAUGGUUAUAGUAUGACAAUCAUUUAAAUGUAUAAAAUAAGCUGGAAUUUAUUAUUUUAAUUAUCCUUGAAAGAUAAAAAAAAAUGAAGUGUUAAUUAAUGGGCUGGAGCUGAAAUAUUUAUAGUGUAUAUGCUAUUUAAAUUCUUAUGAAGGUUUUGAGAUACAACUUUAUGAAGUGCCAUAUGAAAGUAUUAAUGCGUGCUAACUGAUGGAGCAUUUUCAACUACAAUCCAUUUCUAAAAUGAGUGACAUUGUACUGUCAAGCUGAAUGUUGUGCACCAUCUUUACCUCUACCUUUUGCUCUUUAUUUUUAUACCUGGUGCGCACACAAGCCUAUCUUUUAUAUGAAGUCAGUUUUAUAUCUUCAGUAUUAUUUCAUAAGUACCUUCCAGAAAAUUUGUUUUCUAGUGGAAGAUGUGCAAAAAAAAAGAAUUUUGUCUAUUUUUAGAUUUCGUGAACUCGUAGGCACUUAAUGUAGACAAUGUAUCACAGUACAAGGACUAGUUCUCCUUGGAAAAAUACCAGUAUUUAUGUUAUAUAUGUUAAUUCUAAUAAAGAGGUAUUUUAAAUAAUUG
Messenger RNA from Hypanus sabinus (Atlantic stingray), 9276 nucleotides. RefSeq names its product reversion-inducing cysteine-rich protein with Kazal motifs-like. The transcript is spliced from 9 exons. The record is from RefSeq and is a predicted model, not a curated record. Gene Ontology annotation, biological process: extracellular matrix organization; sprouting angiogenesis; blood vessel maturation. Gene Ontology annotation, molecular function: protein binding; metalloendopeptidase inhibitor activity. Gene Ontology annotation, cellular component: plasma membrane. The annotation marks the transcript as partial. NCBI's taxonomy places the organism in Eukaryota, Metazoa, Chordata, Chondrichthyes, Myliobatiformes, Dasyatidae.